Eriocheir sinensis (Chinese mitten crab) is the source of this 846-nucleotide messenger RNA. RefSeq lists its product as uncharacterized. The record is from RefSeq and is a predicted model, not a curated record. NCBI's taxonomy places the organism in Eukaryota, Metazoa, Arthropoda, Malacostraca, Decapoda, Varunidae. The transcript is spliced from 6 exons. The coding region runs from base 1 to 672 and encodes 223 amino acids.
AUGAUUCACGAUACUGUUAACCGGGGUCGGCCGACGCCCACGGUUGUCUGGCUGGUGAGCGAGGUGUGGCGCGCGCCGGUCACCGAGGACACGCCUAGGGUGAUCAGCGCUGCCCUCGCUGUGCCCCAGCUGACGCACCGCCGCCUCCACGCCGUCUUGGAGUGUCGGGCCUUCAACUUCAACGGCUCUCUGCCCGCCUUCGCCACGGCCACCCUCAACGUGAACUCCGUACUGCCGCGCCCACAGCAAGACCAUCUACGGCACGGCGCUUCUCGAGCCGACCAGGGUCACCUGCGAGGUGGAGGCCAGCCCGAGCCCCGUCACCUUCAGGUGAAUCUUCAACAACACCUCGGAGCACCUGCCCAUCCCUUCCUCCGUCGUCACCUCACAGGACCUCGUGUCGGUGGCCAGCUAUACGCCCCGGAGAGCCACCUGGACUACGGCACGCUGCUUUCCCGGGCCUUCAACAGCAUCGGCGAGCAGAGUGUGCCGUGCGCCUUCGCCAUCAUCCCGGCAGGCCACCCAGACCCGCCCAAGAACUGUUUCAUCGCCAACCAGACCACGGAGACCAUCGAGGUGGAGUGCGUGGCGGGCUUCGACGGAGGCCUCCAGCAGACCUUUUAUAUAGAGGCCGAGAGUGAGCGCAAAGCAGGCUGCAAAGUAAGGCUGUAAAAGAAACAAUGAACACGUUUUCCAUUUGAUUGUGUUGUUUCACCUUCGCCGCCACCUCCACCACACGGUCGCGGCAGAACAUAAUCUUGCACAGCCGCAUCCCUGCGUGACUCCUUCAACACAGCUUUAUCCAACGCCGCCCUUCAACGUAGUAAUACCGGGCGCUCUUCCACG